This is a messenger RNA of Auanema sp. JU1783, 2268 nucleotides long. Lineage: Eukaryota; Metazoa; Nematoda; Chromadorea; Rhabditida; Rhabditidae. The record is from the annotation of a GenBank genome assembly.
AUGGAGAAAAAUAGAAUGAUCUUGAUAUGUGCUUUUCUCGCAGUAAUUGCUGGAGUUACACAACAUUUCUAUUUCUCUGACAAGAUUCUACCUAUGAAAUUACCUCCCAUUGAAGGAAUACCUGUUGAUAAGAAAGCUUGGGGUACUUACCGAGCACAUAUGUAUUUUGGAAUGAGAUUGAAAGACCGACGUUCACCUUUGUUUGGAAUGCUCUGGAAUCAUCAACCGGAUGUCGUGGCUCGCCCAAACAUACGACAUUGGUGUGAGCACGAUGAUGGCAUAACUAGUUAUGGUUGGGAUGCCGCUGAUGGUAGAACAUUUGGUGUUCAAAACAUUACUGACAAAACUACUUCUAUCAAAAUUGAAUGGAUUAAUCACAAGGACACCUGGACAGCUCGAGUUAAAUCAACACCUAUUAAAGGUUUCCGACAUACUUUCAUGUUCUACUUAGCUUCACAACAAAGAGAAGAUCCAUCAACCAAGUUUCAUCUUGGUGAUGACUUGUCUGAAAUUUUCCAUGUCACUGGUGCUAGAUACGGUGGAUCUAAACUGUCUAUCAGCUUCCCCCAAAAGAACAUUUUGCAAACAAAUCUGGUCUGGGAUGGAGAGUUCAGUCCAGUGAACAUCAAAGAUCUGAUUUUACAGAAUACCGGAGCAAUUGAAUCAGAUGAUGGGAAGCUGAUAUAUCAGUUAAAUCCUCAACAUAAUUUCAAACAAGGAAAGUUUAUAGCCGUUCAAUUCAACGUUCCUGGGGAUGUUACUUUUGAAAUCUCCUACAGUACUCGCAAUACUCAAGCUCUCUCGGCAACUGCAUUCACUAAAGAACUUCAAAAACGUGUGAAUAAUUUCAAUAGAAAAUUUGAAGAUACCUUCCAUCUCGAGAGUAAGGGAUACACAACAAUGCAGUUGAAAAUGGCAAAAGUGGCAUUAUCAAAUAUGUUAGGCAGUAUUGGUUAUUGGCAUGGAGAAAAUAGAGUAGCUCUCGGGAAAGAAGUGAAGAAGUACGGACCUCACUUGCUCAUAUCGGCUGUUCCUUCGAGAUCCUUUUUCCCAAGAGGUUUCCUUUGGGACGAGGGCUUUCACAAUAUGCUGAUUUCAACUUUCGAUCCUGAGUUAACUUUGGAGAUUCUUACUACAUGGCUUAAUGUGAUGAAUGAAGAAGGUUGGAUUCCUAGAGAGAUGAUACUCGGCGAGGAGAGCGAGGCUAAGGUUCCUCCGGAGUUUAUCAUUCAAAGAACUGAUGUUGCUAAUCCACCAAGCAUUUUCUUGGUAUUCAACGAGCUUGUGUCUAACUCAGCGGUUGUUCAAAAACACGGAAAACUUUUGGCUGCUAUGUACCCGAAACUUGAACGAUGGUUUAAUUGGUUGCUCACUUCUCAACGGGGCAAGAAGAAAGGCACUUUUAGAUGGCGUGGACGUAAUGAUACUACUGAGCUGGAACUGAACCCAAAAACUUUAGCAUCUGGGUUAGAUGAUAUUCCUAGGGCAAGCCACCCUUCUACUGAUGAAUACCAUCUGGAUCUGCGUUGCUGGAUGGCCAUUUGCAGUAAAGUUAUGGCAAAAUUGUCGUCGUUGUAUGCUUCAGCAACAGAAGCUAAAAAGUACAAAGUGCUAUCUGAAGAACUCAAUGAUUAUAGCUCUCUCUUGAAUCUUCAUUGGAGUCAGUCAACCAAGGAAUUUUGUGAUUAUGGGAACCACAGCAGAAAGGUCAGGCUUGCCAAAGUGAUAAGUAAAAAACAGCCAGGAACGUAUACUAUUAAAAGGCAUGUAGAAGAAGAGCCGAGAUUACGUUUAGUUGAAGAUGUUUUUGGUUAUAAUAGUUUGUUUCCUUUGAUGAUGAAAUUGAUUCCCGCAGAUUCCCGGGAACUUACAUUUGUACUGUCGAAACUUCGAAAUACUAAAGAACUCUGGACUGAUUUCGGCUUGCGAUCUUUGUCAGCAUCUUCUCCCUAUUAUUCUGCUCGUAACACUGAGCAUGACCCACCAUAUUGGAGAGGAAACAUUUGGAUAAAUAUGAACUAUAUGGUCAUAUCAGCUUUAAAACAUUACUCGAAAAUUGAAGGACCUUCUCAGGAAACAAGUAAAAAACUUUACUCAGAGUUACGCGAAAAUAUAUUCAAAAAUAUGGCAAAGGAGUUUACACUAAACGGUUAUUUCUGGGAGCAUUAUAAUGAUCGAACUGGCAAAGGAGGUGGGACUCAUCCAUUCACUGGAUGGAGUUCAUUAGUUUUACUGAUAAUGGGUGAUGCAUCAGAUACUAUACUUUGA